Messenger RNA from Aedes aegypti (yellow fever mosquito), 604 nucleotides. RefSeq lists its product as uncharacterized. The transcript has 3 exons. The coding region runs from base 173 to 604 and encodes 143 amino acids. NCBI's taxonomy places the organism in Eukaryota, Metazoa, Arthropoda, Insecta, Diptera, Culicidae. The record is from RefSeq and is a predicted model, not a curated record.
UGGUACAAACCUAUCCUGUUCUGGCGUCGUCUGUCUCAGUUGUGCCGCAUGUGAGUAUGAUUAGCAUAGUUGCAUUUAGCAAAAUAACAUUGGUACCUUACUGUUACAGGCACUAUGGUUUUACCUUAACGGCCGAGGUGACGGAAAGCAUGCUGGUAAGAUACAUUAUCACAUGGAAUAUCUUGCCAAACAAGCAGGAACUCGAGUAUUCAACAGAAAAUCGCAGAAAAUUCAAAAUCAACAUCUCACAAAACCUGAAAGUGCUGAUUUAUGUGAAGCGGAUUUAUUUGCUAUGGUUGAGGAGCUUAAAUUUAUUGUACCAGUAGCUGAAAACCGAAACCGCAUUAAUGAGUUAUGGGAAUCAACGUUUGCCUACCGAUGCCAAUAUCGUGCCAACAAUGAUGUUUUGUCAUUCUUGGAAGAAUUUCCUGUAUCAAUCGCCUUCCUUGGCGAAUUGAUCGAAUAUGAUUAUCAACGUCUGACAGGCCGAAACAUCGUAUUCGUCAACGAAUGGUCAAAUUGGCAACAAAAAGUGCUGCAUGCGCAUAAAUAUAUGUUCAAAGAAAUCUCUGAUGGUAUUUACGAAUACCGUAAAACGGGGUAA